UUCUGGGUAAUGGAGUUUCCCGGGAACUCCGCGCGGCCUUGGUGCCCGCCGCAGAGCCCACCCGGGCGCAGGAUCCCGGUCGCUCAGCUGGUGUCUGCGGCCCGGGCGAGAACUAGGCUGAGCGGCCCGACAAGCAGGUGCCUCCGGCGGGGUCUGAGGCCCUGAGGAUGUUUGCGGUGUUCCGGAAGCCCAAGACGUUCAAGCUGCGGGCUCUGCACAGCCAGAAGAAGUUUGGGGUGGCGGGGAGGAGCUGCCAGGAGGUGCUGAAGAAGGGGUGCCUCCACCUGCAGCUCCCUGUCGCCGGCUCCCGUCUGUGCCUCUACGAAGACGGUACAGAGCUAACUGGAGAUUACUUCUGGAGUGUGCCUGACAACUCGGAGCUGGUGCUUCUCACCUCGGGCCAGACCUGGCAAGGCUCACCCGGGAACUGGCUCUUCUAUCUGGUCCUCCUCCUGCUGGCAGAUGUGAGUGACAUCAGUGGCUUCCUCAGCGCGUUCCACAGGCCGUCCGCGGGGCUCAUCCAGGCCGCUCGGCAGCUGCUCUCGGACGAGCGGGCCCCACUGCGGCAGAAGCUGCUGGCCGACCUCCUGCACACCAUCAGCGAGAACAUCGCGGCCGAGACCAGGGCUGAGGACCCACCAUGGUUCGAAGGCUUAGAGUCUCGAUUCCAGAGUAAGUCUGGGUACCUGAGGUACAGCUGCGAGAGCCGGAUCCGGAGCUACCUGAGAGAGGUGAACUCGUAUGCCCCCACUGUCGGCGAGGAGGCCCAGGGGGAGUAUACCCGCAUCGUUGAUCUCAUGUGCCAGAAGCUGAGGGCGGUGCAAUACAAUGGCAGCUACUUUGACAGAGGAGCCAGGGCAGGCCUCCGGCUCUGCACCCCAGAAGGCUGGUUCUGCUGCCAGGGUCCUUUUGACGUGGACAGCUGUGCAUCCAAACACUCCAUCAAUCCCUAUGGUAACCGGGAGAGCCGGGUCCUCUUCAGCACGUGGAACUUGGACCACAUAAUAGAAAAGAAGCGCACAGUGGUCCCUGCACUGGCGGAGGCCGUUACAGAGCGAGAUGGCAGAGAAGUGGCCUGGGAGUACUUUUACAGCCUGCUCUUCACCUCUGAGAACCUGAAGUUGGUCCACAUCGCCUGCCAUAAGAAAACCACCCACAAGCUCAGCUGUGACCCACACAGGAUCUACAAACUGCCGACGAAGUCCAAGAGGCGGCGGCCAGCCCGGAAGUGCCAGUGACGGGCUGCAGGUGCCUCCUGCCCUGGCCUGUGCACGAUCCCAGAGGUUCCUAGGAAACCUUCAGGGGCCACAGACUUUGACCUCAUGUUUCUGAAUCAGUUUCUGCACCUCUGAGAGCCCAAGCGCCCAGGGACAAGUUUGGUGCACUGCAGGGGGCACGUGUGGGUUGGCAGUGACGAGCCACACUCCUCAGUGCAGGGGCCCACCUGCCCUGAAGUCCUGUGGCUAUGCACGCACAGAGUGGCCUCUACACUGACACGGCAUCAGGCCAGAUGUCUCCGCCAAUCUCCGCUCCACGGCGGAUGUGGAGCUCUAGUGUCUGGACAUUUCUGAUUGCUCCAGCUCAUUUGGGGUAAAAUGUUUGUAUUCCAUAAAGCUUGAGCAAAGACACGUGCUAUCGUGUCGUUUAUGAUUCAGAGAGCAGGAAACCCUCCCUGUGUGUGUCUGUAGGGGACAGGCUGACUGUGGUAUUGUGUUGAACCCACUGGAAGUUGCUGUUGUUGUGAAUCGGAAGUGGUCCGAUGUCAUGACUCAGUCUUACCCAUCGACAUCAUGUGAAGCCGUGUAGCCGUUUUGUGUUUUUAUGUACAAAACAGGGGCUGUGUGUCAGGCACAUGAGGCAGCCAGUGACUUUACCAUGCAGUGUGACCUGCAGGUUUGUAACUGGCUGUGCAUGUGUGUCACACUAGUGUGUUAGUGCAUGCAGGAAUCUGCAAGGAAACACACUGUCUGGACAGCAGUAACCCUGGGGACGUGGUGGGGACGUGCUGGAUUACAAAGGGCUAAUUUUCUUUAUUUUUUUUUUAAGGGCUAAUUUUCUAAAUCAUGUAUUUUAUAAAACUUGAAGUUUUUGAAAUAAGCCUUUAUUUCAUAAUCUUUUAAAAUACUUUUUACAGUCAUGCAGAUUGUAAUAUUUGAAUUUUUAUAUUUGUAUAAUCAUAAAAAGUAAUAAAAGAUUUUCAUAAGUAGACACCAAAAAAAGUUUGCACUGUCUGGGGAUGAUAAUAAGGAUAAAAAUAAAGGGUGAUUUUUAAAAAAAUGA
This is a messenger RNA of Nyctereutes procyonoides (raccoon dog), 2280 nucleotides long. It is a transcript of the gene DFFB, whose product is annotated as DNA fragmentation factor subunit beta. The transcript is spliced from 7 exons. Gene Ontology annotation, biological process: apoptotic process; apoptotic DNA fragmentation. The record is from RefSeq and is a predicted model, not a curated record. Gene Ontology annotation, cellular component: cytoplasm; nucleus. Bases 168 to 1238 code for a protein of 356 amino acids. Gene Ontology annotation, molecular function: DNA endonuclease activity. Lineage: Eukaryota; Metazoa; Chordata; Mammalia; Carnivora; Canidae.